UCUAUUCCAUUAAGUCUAUUCAAAGUCACUGAGUCCACCCAAAGGGUCAUCUACUCCAUUGAAUCUAUGCAAUUGGUCAUUGACUCCAAAGGGUCAUUGAGUCCCUCCAAAGGGUCACCAAUUCCAUACCAUCAUCAUCUCCUCCAUUGAGUCCAUCCAAAGGGUCACCAAUUCCAUACCAUCAUCAUCUCCUCCAUUGAGUCCAUCCAAAGGGUCACCAAUUCCACACCAUCAUCAUCUCCUCCAUUGAGUCCAUCCAAAGGGUCACCAAUUCCAUACCAUCAUCAUCUCCUCCAUUGAGUCCAUCCAAAGGGUCACCAAUUCCACACCAUCAUCAUCUCCUCCAUUGAGUCCAUCCAAAGGGUCACCAAUUCCACACCAUCAUCAUCUCCUCCAUUGAGUCCAUCCAAAGGGUCACCAAUUCCAUACCAUCAUCAUCUCCUCCAUUGAGUCCAUCCAAAGGGUCACCAAUUCCAUACCAUCAUCAUCUCCUCCAUUGAGUCCAUCCAAAGGGUCACCAAUUCCACACCAUCAUCAUCUCCUCCAUUGAGUCCAUCCAAAGGGUCACCAAUUCCAUACCAUCAUCAUCUCCUCCAUUGAGUCCAUCCAAAGGGUCAUUGAAUGCAUCCGAAAGGUCAUCUAGUCCAUACCAAGGAUCAUCUACUUCAUGAAGUUUAUUCAAAGGGUCAUUGAGUCCACCCAAAGAGUCAUCUAGUUCAUUGAGUCCAUCCAAAGAGUUACUGAAUCCAUCCAAAGGACUGAGUCCUCCAAAAGGAUCAUCUAGUCCAUUGAGUCCAUCUAAAGGGUCAUCCAAUCCAUCCAAAGGGUCAUUGGGUCCCUCGAAAGGGCCAUAUAGUCCAUGGAGUCCAUCCAAAGGGCCAUAGAUUCUACACCAGAGUCAUCUACUCCCUCAACUGAGUCCUCCCUAAGGAUCAUCUAUUCCAUUGAGUCCAUCUAAAGGGUCAUCCAAUCCAUCCAAAAGGUCAUUGAGUCCCUCAAAAGGGCCAUAGAGUCCAUGGAGUCCUUCCAAAGGGCCAUAGAGUCUACACCAGGGUUAUCUACUCCUUUGAGUCCAUCCAAAGGGUCACCAGGAAGCCACCUGGACACUUCACCUUUUGAUAUUCUCCCUCCAGGUGCUGAUCCCCUCCUCCUGCCCCCACCAUGGAGUCGGCCAUCUUGGGGGAGACCCCCGAGGCGCCCGAGGACACCGCCCAGGCGAACGACUCCUUCCCUCUCUCCUCGUUGGCCAACCUUUUCGAGAGCGAGGAGGCCGAGCCGCCCGCCUCUUCGCCUCCGUCUUCGUCGAAAGGGGACGGGAAGCAGAACCUGCGGGCGCGGUUCCAGGGGGCCUUCCGGAAGGGGGUCCCCGGCCUGGAGACGACCCUCCUCUACGAGUCGGCCGUGGCCCCCGCCCCCAAGAAGGCCCCCAUGGACUCCCUCUUCGACUACGGCACCCAGAGGCACCCGCCCAACGACAGCCGGUGGAGGAGGAAGAGGGUGGGACUCGAGAAGAAGAAAGGCCCGGCCCCGGCUCCGCCCCCUAUAGUCCUGAAAGUCUUCACGCGGCCUUUGCUCUUUGACAUCGUGUCACGGGGCUGCGUGGACGACCUGGACGGCCUCCUGCCCUUCCUCUUGGCCAACAAGAAGCGCCUCACCGACGAGGAUUUUCGGGAGCCGUCGACGGGGAAGACGUGCCUCCCGAAGGCGCUCCUGAACCUACAGCACAACGGGAAGAACGACACCAUUCCAGUCUUGCUGGACGUUGCCGAGAAGACCGGGAACCGGGCAGAAUUCAUCAACGCACCCUUCCGCGACGUCUACUACCGGGGGCAAACCGCCUUGCACAUCGCCAUCGAGCGCCGCUGCAAGCAUUACGUGGAGCUUCUGGUGGAGAACGGGGCCGACGUCCACGCCCAGGCCAGGGGGAGGUUCUUCCAGCCCAAAAACGAGGGAGGAUACUUCUACUUUGGUGAGCUACCGUUGUCGUUGGCGGCCUGCACGAACCAGCCGGAGAUUGUGUGCUACCUGACGGAGAACAAGCACAAGGCGGCCGACCUGCGGCGCCAGGACUCACGGGGCCACACCGCCCUGCACGCCCUGGUGGCCGUGGCCGACAACACGCGCCCCAACACACGCUUCGUCACACGCAUGUACGACCGGCUCCUGGCCAAGUCGGCCCCGCUCUGCCCGCAGCAGGGCGGCCUCGAGUCCCUCCUCAACAACGAGGGCCUCUCCCCACUCAUGAUGGCCGCCAAGACCGGGAAGAUCGGGAUCUUCCAGCACAUCAUCCGCCGGGAGAUCCAGGAAGAAGGGGCUCGGCACCUCUCUAGGAAGUUCAAGGACUGGGCGUAUGGUCCCGUCUACUCCUCGCUCUAUGACCUUUCCUCCAUCGACACCUGCGGGGAGGAAGUCUCCGUCCUCGAGAUCCUCGUCUACAACAGCAACGUCGAGAACCGUCACGAGAUGCUGGCGGUGGAGCCCAUCAACGAGCUCCUGCGGGACAAGUGGCGCAAGUUCGGGGCCGUCUCCUUCUACAUCAGCGUCAUCUCCUACCUCAGCGCCAUGGUCAUCUUCACCCUCAUCGCCUACUACCGCCCCCUGGAGGGAACCCCUCCGUAUCCUUACGUCACCACCACGGAUUACCUUCGUUUGGCCGGAGAAAUCGUGACCCUUUUCACUGGCGUCCUCUUCUUCUUCACCAACAUCAAAGACCUCUUCAUGAAGAAAUGCCCCGGCGUGAACUCCUUCUUCAUCGACGGCUCCUUCCAGUUGCUCUACUUCAUCUACUCCGUCCUCGUCCUGGUGUCGGCCGCCUUGUACCUCUCCGGGGUGGAGGCCUACCUGGCCGUGAUGGUCUUCGCCUUGGUCUUGGGCUGGAUGAACGCCCUCUACUUCACCCGCGGCCUCAAGCUGACCGGGACCUACAGCAUCAUGAUCCAGAAGAUCCUCUUCAAGGACCUCUUCCGCUUCUUGUUGGUCUAUGUCCUCUUCAUGAUCGGCUACGCUUCAGCCUUGGUCUCCCUGUUGAACCCGUGCCCGAACGCCGACCGUUGUCCGAACUGCACGGCCCCGUCCUACCCGUCCUGCCGGGACAGCCGGACCUUCAGCACGUUCCUGCUGGACCUCUUCAAGCUGACCAUCGGGAUGGGCGACCUGGAGAUGAUCGAGAACGCCAAGUACCCGGGGGUCUUCGCCGUCCUGCUGGUCACCUACAUCAUCCUCACCUUCGUCCUCCUCCUCAACAUGCUCAUCGCCCUCAUGGGGGAGACCGUGGGGCAGGUCUCCAAGGAGAGCAAGCAGAUCUGGAAGCUCCAGUGGGCGACCACUAUCCUGGAUAUCGAGCGGUCCUUCCCUGUUUUCCUUCGCAAGGCCUUCCGGUCGGGAGAAAUGGUGACGGUGGGCAAGUCUCUGGACGGGACCCCCGACCGACGGUGGUGCUUCAGAGUGGACGAAGUCAAUUGGUCCCAUUGGAACCAGAACUUAGGCUUGAUCAACGAAGACCCGGGGAAGAACGAGACCUACCAGUAUCACGGCUUCUCCCAGACCGUAGGCAGGCUGCGCAGAGACCGGUGGUCAUCGGUGGUUCCACGUGCGGUCGAGCUGAACAAAGCGGCUUCGGCCACGGACCGAGACGUGGUCAUCCCGUUGGACCCAACGUCAACACAAGGCUCACGGAUCUAAAGACGUACAUAUGUAUGUGUAUAUAUAUAUAUAUAUAUAUAUACAUAUAUUUUUUAAAAAUGUAAUUAAUUUAUUU
Messenger RNA from Anolis carolinensis (green anole), 3757 nucleotides. It is a transcript of the gene trpv4, whose product is annotated as transient receptor potential cation channel subfamily V member 4. Gene Ontology annotation, molecular function: protein binding; calcium channel activity. Gene Ontology annotation, cellular component: cilium; plasma membrane. Lineage: Eukaryota; Metazoa; Chordata; Lepidosauria; Squamata; Anolidae. The transcript has 15 exons. Gene Ontology annotation, biological process: osmosensory signaling pathway; actin filament organization; calcium ion import across plasma membrane. The record is from RefSeq and is a predicted model, not a curated record. Bases 1162 to 3681 code for a protein of 839 amino acids.